This is a messenger RNA of Plenodomus lingam JN3, 789 nucleotides long. RefSeq lists its product as uncharacterized. The record is from RefSeq and is a predicted model, not a curated record. NCBI's taxonomy places the organism in Eukaryota, Fungi, Ascomycota, Dothideomycetes, Pleosporales, Leptosphaeriaceae.
AUGGCUUCCGCCUCCUUCCGGGAUUCCAUGGGCUCGCUGGGGUGGAGUCGACGAGAAGCAGACGUCCCCGUGAACACCUCGUCGCCCUCGGUGCUGUCCAGAUUACAAAACUUGAACCCCUUUGGCACAGGUGGCUAUGUAAGCCUGCCGAUUACAGAGACGAAUCCGGGUGCGCCGCUACCUGCUCCCACGCGGAGGGAGGAAGAGGAGGCAUGGUUUGCGCUGAGUCGGUGGGACCGAUUGCUCGUAUUCGGCGGCCUUUUGCUGGCAGCCUUGGCCAUGUUUGCUACCAGUAUUGGAAUCAUGUUUACCCCCAUCUUCCUCGUGCGGCCACGCAAGUUUGCCAUCUUGUUUUUGCAUCGUCGAUCGACUGCGGUCCCCGCUGGUGACGAAUUGGAGUCGGUGACCUCUCUAGCCACUGCGAGAUCGCCGCCGGACCCUCUUCUGGAGCGAUCAUGCGGCUUCAAGGCUCGGCGCGCUGCAGGAUGGUCCAUGGGUAGUCUUCUCUUUCUAGGAGCUUGGGGUGUCUUGAUGGGCCCCAUGCAAUACCUCCAACAUUUGAUAUCUGGUCCACGACUUCCCUUUACCGCUGCUUAUUUUGGUAGCAUUGCCAUGACACUCUACUUUUCGCUCGGACUUCACAGCACGAUCCUUACCUUUCUCGCGGCCGUUGUCCAGCUAGUCUGUCUGCUUUGGUAUGUGGUUUCAUACUUUCCCAUGGGCUCCACCGGGUUGCGUUUUGCAGCGCGCUUUGGAGGCAAUCGCGCGGCGGCCUGGAUGAAUAAUUAG